Messenger RNA from Anoplophora glabripennis (Asian longhorned beetle), 892 nucleotides. Its product is annotated as farnesol dehydrogenase-like. Gene Ontology annotation, molecular function: oxidoreductase activity. The transcript is spliced from 4 exons. The coding region runs from base 66 to 839 and encodes 257 amino acids. The record is from RefSeq and is a predicted model, not a curated record. Lineage: Eukaryota; Metazoa; Arthropoda; Insecta; Coleoptera; Cerambycidae.
AAUCAAAAUAACUCAUUUUAUUACAUAUUGUAUAAACAAAUCUGAUUUAAAUCGAAAAUUUCACCAUGGUGCUGUCCAUGGAACGAUGGGUAGGUAAAGUGGCCGUAGUCACAGGGGCUAGUUCAGGUAUUGGAGCUGCUAUUGCAGAGGCUUUGGUCGAACGGGGUCUAAAAGUUGCUGGACUAGCUAGAAGAAAAGACCGUCUCGACGCCUUGGCUCAAAAGCUUUCUAACAAGAAAGGCAAGUUGUACCCAGUUCAAACAGACAUUACCAAAGAAGAGGACAUAAUAAAUGCCUUCAAAUGGAUCAAAGAAAACCUAGGUCCCAUUCACAUUCUCGUAAACAAUGCUGGAGUUCUUGGACAGACAAGUCUCGUGGAUGGGAAUAUUGAAAUUUGGGAAAACAUCCUUGACGUCAACGUCCUCGGUCUAUCCAUAGCUACUAGAGAAGCUAUAAGGGAUAUGAGAGCAAACAACGUAGACGGUCAUAUAAUUCACAUCAACAGCGUGGCGGGACACCAAGUGUCGCAGAUUCCGAAUAUGAAUUUUUAUCCUGCCAGCAAAUUUGCGGUUACGGCCUUGGCGGAAACGUUGAGACUGGAAAUGCUCAAUUUGAAGUUAAAAAUAAAAAUUACGAGUGUAAGCCCUGGGCCUGUGGAUACGGAAAUCUUACCAGCUUCUAUGAAGAGCAAGUAUGAUAGACUUAUCGCAGAAAAACAAAUAAUUGAACCUGAAAAUAUUGCUGACGCAGUUGUGUACGCUUUAUCAACCCCUCCCCACGUACAGAUUCAAGAACUCACUGUAAGAUCAGUUGACGAAUCUUUUAGGAAUGAAAAAUAAAUAUAAACAAGUCGCAAAUGUUACAUUGAAAGUAAUAAAAGUAUGUUGUAAUA